Messenger RNA from Trichoderma aggressivum f. europaeum, 1236 nucleotides. RefSeq names its product CAZyme family GH27. The transcript is spliced from 4 exons. Gene Ontology annotation, cellular component: cytoplasm. Gene Ontology annotation, molecular function: alpha-galactosidase activity. The record is from RefSeq and is a predicted model, not a curated record. Bases 1 to 1236 code for a protein of 411 amino acids. Lineage: Eukaryota; Fungi; Ascomycota; Sordariomycetes; Hypocreales; Hypocreaceae. Gene Ontology annotation, biological process: glycoside catabolic process; oligosaccharide metabolic process.
AUGUUGACCACAACAUUAUUCGUUGGACUCCUAGCGGUGCCUUGCUUGGGCAGUGUAAAUCCAGCAAAGCCUCAGAUGGGAUGGAACACCUGGAACACAUUCAAGAGCAAUAUAAAUGAGACAUUGAUCAAGUCCAGCGCAAAGAGCCUGAAAGACACUGGCUUAGCACGGGCUGGCUACAAAUACGUCAACCUGGACGACGGGUGGCAAGCCUUUACACGAGACUCCCUGGGUCGCCAGCAGCCAAACUCUACCAGGUUCCCCAGCGGCAUUAGAGCAUUGGCAGAUUUCGUGCACGGCCUAGGACUUAAGAUUGGAAUAUACAGUCGCUCAAGCGACGCGGGCAUUUAUGACUGUGCCUUUUACCCUGGAAGCUACGGUUACGAGGAGCGAGAUGCUGCUACUUAUGCGUCAUGGAAGAUUGAUUAUCUCAAGUAUGACAACUGUGGCGGCUUCCAUGCGGGCACAAUCUCUCCUCAAGAACGUUUCCUGCGCAUGGGCGAUGCAUUGAACCGAUCUGGCCGCGACAUCCUCUACUCGUUAUGCCAAUGGGGAAAUCAGUUUCCGUGGCACUGGGCAUCCUUCACAGAUAGCUACAGAAUCUCUGGAGACAUUAAGAGUGCAUUCGGCGAAGAUAGUAGCGGUGUCUGUCAAUCUGCUUACUGCCUGAAUACCGGCUAUGCAGGGGUCAGCGUACUGACAAUGAUCCGCAAGAUGCGGGAGUUGUCGCGAUUCCAGAGACCUGGUUCAUGGGGCGACAUGGACAUGCUCGAGAUUGGUACUGGCACCAUGAACGUAUACCAAGAGCAGACCCAUUUCUCUUUCUGGGCUGCACUCAAGUCACCGCUAAUCAUUGGGGCCAACAUCAACACGAUCAGCAAGUCAUCUCUAAACAUCUUACUCAAUAAAGAGAUUAUCGCAAUCUCUCAGGACGACGCCGGUGUAGCGGUCAACUACCUGCCCGAGCUAUCGACAGAGCACAAGAUCCAAGUCUGGGGCGGGCCUCUUGCCUCUGGCAAGUCACGCUAUGUAGUAUUGGCUCUCAACUAUGGUCCAAACAUCACCGACAUCACAAUUCCUCUCGGUGGAUUGCCUGGGUUGAAGGGGUCUAGCCUAUCCGAGUAUUCCGUACGAGACGUUUGGGCUGGAAAGCAAGGAUACCAUGGAGGUAAUAAGCUCGUGCUGAAAGACGUGGCUUUGAACCAGACGAAAGUACUGGUCUUCUCCAAGAAAUAA